CAAAAAGGGGAAACAAAAAUUACUGAGAAUGGACUGAUUCAAUAAAACUGGGGUUCUAGGGUUUUUGAAGUCGGAGAUGGGAGGCCGUUCGACGUUGGCGGGAAUGGAAGUUCCGAUCAUCGGCAGCGACUCCGUUAGGUGGGUUGAGCUGUCUGUCCCUUCUUCUUCUUCCUCCUACGGCACUGCUGCUUCACCGCCUUUCGCUCCUCUCACCGAGGAUUACGCCUCUUCCUCUGUCAUUAAAGAUCCUCCUAUCCAUCUCAUUUGGAGAAUUCACAAGACCCUUCCUUAUGCUCUCGAAUUACUGGAGCUCUCUGCUAAUAAAGACUUUCCCACGAUUGGACUGCGAAUAACUUUCCCAGCACCGCUCUCUCCCUUUGCUUUUGUCUGCAGAAAUGAGAUUUCUUACUCUGCCAAACACCCUUACGUGGUCUAUUCAUUGACCAUCACGGGAGUCGCUUACCUUCUCAAACUCGGAAACAUUUCUACUUAUGCGUCCAGCUCCGUCUUCCCACCAGAUGAGCUUUUAGAGUUUAAUAUUCACGCCUUUUCCAAUCAUGGAGCGAUAACAACUGUAGCAGCAACAGCGGGAUGUCAUGUAGUUGGGUUCAGCGAUGGAUCUGUUAGUUGCUUCCAACUUGGCAUACUUGACCAGAGUGCUCCUGGUUUUGUACAUGAGCUGCAGGAUGAUUCAGGAAUUGGCCGUUUGUGGGGUAUCAUCUCGAGAGGUAGGAUUGUUGGGGCAGUGCAGGACUUACUUAUAUCUGAGGUGCAUGGAAAACAACUUCUAUUUGUACUUCAUUCCGAUGGGAUCUUACGAGUUUGGGAUUGUAAAAGUUAUAGCAAGAUCUUUAGUCAUACAAUGAGCAAUCCAGGACUGGCAGUUUCGGGAGCUACUUUUAGAAGGUUAUGGGUGGGCCAAGCUGACAAUAAGACGAGUGUAAUUCCAUUGGCAAUUUUAUUCAAUCAAACUUCGGAAGUCAGCUCGGAGAUGAUUGAUGUAUAUGGUCUGCAUUGUAAUUUCGGUGACAGGACUGUAAUAUCACUAGAGCCUUCUGUUCAACAUAUGCGUUUGGAGGAGGGGAGAUGCAUUGAUGUCAAACUUACCUCAGACAAGAUAUGGAUACUGAAAGAUACUGGAUUGGUGUUUCAAAGUUUGUUUCCAACUGUUAAUGUGGAAGAAGAGCAAUGUUUUGCUUUGCAGGAAGAAUUUGUUGCUGAUCAGCUAUUUCAAAGUCCUGAACAAUCUUUGGAUGACCUUCUUUGGAUAACGCAUUCAGUAUUUUCAUCUGCAAAGGAUCAUAUGGUGCCAUUUGUGUCUUCAAUUUUCUUACGCAAGCUGCUUUGCCCUGGGAUUUAUCAUAAUAUUUCUUUGCGUGCAACUUUGCUGGAUUACAAUAGGCACUGGACUGAUUCAGAAUUCCAGUCCUUAACUGCUGAUGGAUUGAGAAAGGAAAUUCUUUCACUUAUUGAAUAUGAGGGUUCGACAGAAAGUCUGACAAUAUCUUACUGCUGGAAAAAUUUCUGUACACGAUACUUCCAUAACUGGUGCAAUUACAAUGCACCAUGCAGUUUGCAUCUUGACUCUUUAUCAGGUGCUGUUGGUUUAAUCAGAAAGAAUUCAUUCUCUCUUUUUCGUGGUCUGGAGGAUAUUGAGCGGCUUAUCAAUGGUUCUUCUGAUGAGCUUGGUGAUCUUGCAAGCUUUGGGUUGGAUUUAUUUGAUGAUGAUCUUGAAUAUGUGAUUCUUAGUGACAUGCUCAGAUGUGUUAUUAGCAUCAGUCGACGAUUGAGCAAAACCGCUUCUGCUGUAUUUUUUGAGUCGCUUGUUAGUACAUCACUUAUAUCGUCUGAAGAAGUUCUUCCUUGCCUGCUGAAGAUGCUUGUGACUGGAUAUGGUUCAUCAGUAUCGAAGCUCCAUAUGUCAGAUAUUGGAGCUGAUAUUGCUUGGGAGAAGAAACUGGCAGACCACAAAACUCUUCGGAAAUUCUCUAUUGACAUGCUGGUAUCACUUCAUACAUUGUGCCAUAAAGCUGCCACUUGGGGCAAAGUUUUGAAUGUCAUAGAGAGCUUUCUAAAAUUUCUUGUACCUCGCAAGAUCACACAUAAUUUUGAUGCUGAAAUAUUAUCAAGUGUAAAUGCCUCCGUCUUGGUCCAGGCUACUACUCAAAUUUCGAAGGUGAUGUUUGAGUCUGCACUGGAUAUGCUUCUGUUUCUAAAUUAUCUGGUGAAAAUCAGUGGGCAGAUCCAUAUGCCGCAUGAUGAUAUAUCUAGAAUACAACAUGAGCUGGUCCCAAUGAUAGAGGAAAUUGUUUCUGAAUGGGUCAUCAUUCAUUUCUUUGCUACCACACCAUCUCAACUUGCUGCAAUUGAAGACUUCAGUUCUCAGCUUUCAUCACUACAAAUUGACAGCAACGUGUGUAGAAGAUCAUGGGAUGAGAAGCUUGGAAAAUGUCACUUCACCUUGGCUUUUAUACUCGUACUAAGUAUUCAAAGUUCCUCAGUACAGCAUAAUCACCUUUCUUCAAAAAGUCUCCCUAAUUCGCUUGAUAUUAUGAAUUCAAUGCGAGACUUUAGUAGCUGGAUCAUUUGGGGCAAGUCUGGAGAAUCUUCUGCUUUCUUGAGCCAUUCCACUGAGCUUGCACUGAUCCUGCUUAGGCAUGGCCAAUAUGAUGCUGUUGAGUAUCUACUCACAACUGUGGAGUCACAUUUAAGAAAAGAGAAGACAUCUCAAAGUAUUCAAGACACUGAUGGCCGAUGGUGCGUUCUUCAUCAUCUUCUAGGAUGUUGCCUCCUUGCUCAGGCACAAUCUGUGGCACAUGGGGUGGUGAAAGAGAAGAAAGUCAAUGAAGCUGUUCGAUGUUUCUUCUGUGCUUCAUCUGGAAAAGGCGCUUCCCAGGCUUUGCAGAGUCUGUCUGAUGAACUAGGAUUUCCACAUCUUGGUUUCUCUGGUGCAUCAGAUGCCGCAUGGAAGUUACAUUACUACCAGUGGGCAAUGCAGAUAUUUGAGCAAUAUAAUAUUGGUGAAGGGGCUUGCCAGUUUGCACUUGCUGCACUUGAACAAGUUGAUGAAUCUCUAAUUACUAAAGAUUGCAAUUAUGAUAGAGAUCCAUUGUGUGAAUCGGCUGCCACUAUUAAAGGACGACUUUGGGCUAAUGUCUUUAAGUUUACUUUAGAUCUCAAUCGCUUUUAUGAUGCAUACUGUGCAAUAAUUACAAAUCCAGAUGAGGAGAGCAAAUACAUCUGCCUGAGGCGUUUCAUAAUCGUUCUUUACGAAUGCGGUGCCAUGAAGAUUCUUUGUGGUGGUCAACUACCCUUCAUUGGCUUAAGUGAUAAAGUGGAACAAGAGCUUGCCUGGAAGGCAGAGCGUUCUGAUAUUUUGGUGAAGCCAAACUUAUUUAAGUUGCUAUAUGCAUUUGAAAUGCAUCGACAUAACUGGCGAAGAGCAGCCGGCUACAUGUACCUAUAUUCAGCUCGUUUGAGAAAUGAAGCAGUUCUGAAAGAUUACCUGAACACUUCCCUGGUGCUGCAAGAGAGGCUGAAUGGGCUCUCUGCUGCUAUCAACGCGUUGCAUCUUGUUCAUCCUGCAUAUGCUUGGAUUGAUCCUUUGCUUGAGGGAAACUCUCUUCAAAACGAGCAUUUUCCUCGUAAAAAGGCUAGAACAAUGGAGGAACAGACGGCAGCUGGCAAUGAUGUUCUGCCUCAAAGGCAGCAGUAUUAUAUUGAUAUUGAGAAACUUGAGAAUGAGUUUGUGCUAACGUCAGCAGAAUAUUUGCUUUCAUUGGCAAACAUCAGAUGGACAUUUACUGGUAAAGAAGUUCAUAGAGCUCCAUCGGAUUUGGUUGAUCUUCUAGUCCAGAGAAAUUUAUACGAUAUGUCUUUUACGGUUCUCUUAAGAUUCUUCAGGGGUUCAGCGUUAAAAAGGGAAUUGGAAAGAGUUUUUUCUGCUAUGUCAUUGAAAUGCUGUCCAAAUAAAGUAGAUUCUUCAUCUAUUCGGGAUGAUCUCAGGACACAGGGUCUUUUGUUGACGUCAUCUAAGAAUGAAGUGGUUAUCCAUGGUUCAGCCAAUCUGGUUCCGGCAACUCAACAAUAUAAGGGGAAUAGUGAAUGGGAAACUCUUGAGAUUUAUCUGGAAAAAUAUAGGGGUUUUCAUGCCAAGUUACCAGUAAUUGUUGCUGAAACUCUUCUUUCUGCAGAUCCUGAGAUUGAAUUGCCUCUUUGGCUGGUUCAAAUGUUUAAGGGUGGUCGACGAGAGAGGACAUGGGGGAUGACUGGUAAAGAAUCAAAUCCUGCAUCCUUGUUUCGGCUCUAUGUUGAUUAUGGUCGAUAUACAGAGGCUACAAAUCUGUUGCUUGAUUACAUAGAAUCAUUUGCAUCAGUGAGGCCGGCAGACAUAAUCAAUCGGAAAAAACCUCUUGCAGUUUGGUUUCCAUACACAGCAAUUGAGCACCUAUGGUGCAAACUUGAGGAAUUCAUCAGUUCCGGUCGCAUGGUAGACCAUUGUGAUAAGCUCAAAAGGCUCUUACAUGGAGCGUUGCUGAAGCAUCUUCAGCUGCUAAGGGUGGAUUCAGAUGAUGUGCCUUCUGCUGCCCAUUAAAAAGUUGCGGCCAAUUUUGGUGACUAUCUGGACACGCUAAAAAAUUGGACGUUAGGGAGCAAAGGAUGCAUUCUGACACUCAGUGCCCAGUUGAAGGCAAGUCUCAUUUUCUGAGUGCAUAAAUUCGCAGCAGUUUCCUUCGUAGAGGGCAUCUGUGGGUUUAUUUAUUGCUAUUAUUGUUAGUGGAGCAACCGAUACAUCUUGGCCUCGUUGCAGAAUCGGUAGAAAAGGCCUAAUUAUGUGAAUAUUGUGGAAGAGUUGAAGGCAUCGCUGCCCCUUAUGUUGGUGACAAACCCAUAUGAUGAGAGAAAAUCUACUUGUGGGUCUUUGCAUUUUUUAUUGCCUUCAUGGCUGUCUUGAGGAUUUAUGAAAGGAAUUGGGGCUAGGAUUAUUUUUUCGUUGAAAAAAAGCAUGGGUUGACAUUUGGAGACCUAAGCCUCUCUUGGCGGUUGGGGGGAGACUGGAGACUUGAGAGUUUCGUCUUGCCCAACACCUGGUAGCAGCCCCCUCAAAGCUGGCUUUGAGUUCUAGUCACUAAUGUAGAACUUUCGACGGUUCGUGCCUUGCAAAUAUGGGAUGAUUUUAAUUUUCCAGUUCAUCUUUUGUUGGCAGAUGUUAUUUGGUAGAUAAUUUUAACAGUUUUGGAAGAUAAUUGUUUGAUAUUCAAGAACA
Juglans regia (Persian walnut) is the source of this 5266-nucleotide messenger RNA. RefSeq names its product nuclear pore complex protein NUP160. The transcript is spliced from 27 exons. Gene Ontology annotation, cellular component: nuclear pore. The record is from RefSeq and is a predicted model, not a curated record. Gene Ontology annotation, molecular function: structural constituent of nuclear pore. The coding region runs from base 77 to 4594 and encodes 1505 amino acids. Lineage: Eukaryota; Viridiplantae; Streptophyta; Magnoliopsida; Fagales; Juglandaceae.